AUGGCAGCCGUUCUCCGGGUCUCUUGUUUGUUUCUCCAUCUGAUCCUCUACUACAAGAUAGUCGACUGGUCUGGGGAGAUGACUCCGACUUAUGUACGGCUACUCUGUAUGAUUCAUGAUCCACACCCAUCUCACAUCCUCGGUCAGACAGAUGCUUGCUUCAACUUCACCCACUGUAUGAGGCCGGGUGACCAGCUAGGUAAUCUAGACCUGAGCAACCCCCUUCCAGGGAGAAAGAGGGUGUCGGAGGAGGCUUCUAGAACGGGGGCUAGAGGAGUCAGUGGUGGUAUAAAGUCCAGUAAAUGUGGUGGUGGUAAUGGUGGUAAAGAAAGAAAGAAGAGCCACCGCCCAAAAGAGAGUGUUUUUCUCCCCGUCCAUCCCGCCGCUAUUGCCGCCGCCGUCGAUUUGGCUGGUGGCUCCAAUUCCAAGACCGCCGCCGCACCUGCUUUGCUUUUUCGCAUUUUGACUUUCUUGUUCAGUUCAGUCUUCCCUGCCCCGGUGGAACCUCUCCGGUCUGCCUUCUCCCCUCUACUAGUCAUAACUAGACUAGAACGAACUACCUGA
Molecule: messenger RNA, 564 nt
Organism: Aspergillus niger
Lineage: Eukaryota; Fungi; Ascomycota; Eurotiomycetes; Eurotiales; Aspergillaceae
Exons: 3
Coding region: 1-564 (187 amino acids)
Source: RefSeq, a predicted model, not a curated record